This is a messenger RNA of Schizophyllum commune H4-8, 1002 nucleotides long. RefSeq lists its product as uncharacterized. The transcript has 3 exons. The record is from RefSeq and is a predicted model, not a curated record. Lineage: Eukaryota; Fungi; Basidiomycota; Agaricomycetes; Agaricales; Schizophyllaceae. The coding region runs from base 373 to 1002 and encodes 209 amino acids.
ACGCGAUCACGCAAAUUCUGGGCGCUAACGUCCCCCCACCGGGGAAAGGGCAUCCACCUGGCCGCGGGCAAUAUAUAAGAGCGCGCGCCGCCUGUCACAAGGACUCGGACCCCGCCUUCAUUUCGCCGCGACCAACUCGCGACGCGACGCGUUCUAGCCCGCCUGCCUGUGCUUCAUUUCGGUCUCUUCGUCGUCCUGUAUCAUCACCACCCUACCUCAAAAUACUCCUUAUUCACGCCCAGCACGCACCCGAGAGCUAGUUCGACGUCUUUGCGGUUAUCCUUCCUGCUUAUAUAACACAUCUCCAUCGGCGCCUCUUCACGCUCGCACUCUUUUUCAAAUAUCUGCGUGAUACGUCGUCCGUAAUCCAUAAUGCCUUCGUAUCUUGGUAAAGAGGACCCUCUCGACGCUCUAUGCCACCAUUUCAACGUCCAACGAGUACGAUGCACCGAGACGACUCCCCCCACGACCCUCGACAUGCCCGCCUCAAGCGACUCAAACCUCCCCACCCACGUCCUCGCCAUCACCCAACAAGACGGCAACGCGUCCGCCCCGCCCAUCAUCGUCCCCUUCAACAUGCCCAAGUUCGCCCAGGGCUUCCGCACCGAGCUCAUCACUGCGCCCGAUGAGCCCGCGACGACCUACUCUGCCGCCACGCAGAUGGCCACCGUCCCCGUCGUGCCGCUCACCGUCCCGCACGCGGCGUCGAUUCCCCUGCUCAUGCUCUUCGGGCUCGGGCUCGAGGCGGAGCCGAACAUGCUCGCCGCGCGCCUGCUGCCGCCGCACGUCAUCGAGGAGUUCCCGAACGCGGCCGCGAUGGCGCAGGUGCUGUCGCAGCUCGGGGACGAUCUCUUUAAUCGUGUGGUGCGGUAUAAUAAGGGGCUGUGGGCGAAUGUGCUGGCGCUGGGCCUAAGGGAUGCGCAGCUCACAGGGAUGGUGCAGACCGCGUGGAAUGUGGCAGCGGAGGCGCGGAGGAUGCGCCAGCAAUGGCCAGGGCAUUGA